Callithrix jacchus (white-tufted-ear marmoset) is the source of this 4895-nucleotide messenger RNA. RefSeq names its product WAS/WASL interacting protein family member 3 (gene WIPF3). Lineage: Eukaryota; Metazoa; Chordata; Mammalia; Primates; Cebidae. Gene Ontology annotation, cellular component: WASH complex; early endosome; recycling endosome. The record is from RefSeq and is a predicted model, not a curated record. Gene Ontology annotation, molecular function: actin binding; gamma-tubulin binding; alpha-tubulin binding. Gene Ontology annotation, biological process: retrograde transport, endosome to Golgi; endocytic recycling; exocytosis.
GCGCGAGGCCAUAUUUCAGUUUUCAGUCAGCUUUCUCCUCCCUCGGGCUUCACCUGGGACUUCGAUCUACCUCCCCAGGCUACCCGGAUAAUUCUCUCAACACCCGGGUAAUUCACGCUAACUCUUCAGUUCUUCUCGUCGACGUCAGCUCCUCAAGAAGCACCCCUGACCUGCCCCCUACCCCAGGUCUGGAUCAGGUGACCCUCUGUGCCACGCUCAGUAAGUCUCUGACCGCCUCCGCUUGGUUGUGUUCCAAUCGCCCAUUUGUCGUUUUCUUUUUCUAGACUGUUAACUCCACGAGGGCAGGAGGUAAUCUUGUUCUCUAGUCCCCACGGCUAAUGACGCCGCCUGGAGCUUAGUGAGGGCUCAACAUUUUGGAAUAAAUUCAAGAGUGGCGUGUCCCCACAGUGGCUGUGCUGACUGGGCCGUGCGUCACCCGCACAUUUCCUAUCUGGAGAAUUACAGCCUUAGGCCCCGGUCUCCCCUCAGCCGAGACUUGGGACUCUGUACCUGAGAGGCGCGCCCUGCAACUAGGAACCCGCCUCCAGGGUCCCAGGGCGUCCCCGCCCGCCCUGGCCGUGUUCCUGCCGCGGGGCGGCCGCGGCUCCCAGGCAGGAGCCUGCGAGCAGGUGGGGGCGACGGCCCCGCCUCCGCGUCCCGGCAGCACCAGAGCUGGCGGCCGGGGAACAAGCCGAGCGCACCGAGCGCAGCACGGAGCACAGCUCGGCGGUAGCGGCGCCGCCUGGAGCAGGGGAGCUGCGGGACGGAGCCCAGAGUCGAAGACGUCUGCCGGAGCUCGAGUCCAGUCCAGCCCCCGGCUCGCCACCUGCAGAGCAGAAGCCACUCUCUUGGGACCAUUCAUAAGCAGGAGACAUCAACACUGUGACACAUGCCAGUGCCACCGCCGCCACCACCUCCUCUGCCUCCACCUCCCCCUCCUCUGGGGGCUCCUCCUCCUCCCCUACCAUCAGCACCUCUGGUAAGCACAGACACCUCCACCUUGAGAAAGGCAGAUCCAAAAGGCCGGAGUGCACUGUUGGCUGACAUCCAGCAAGGAACUCGCCUGCGAAAAGUCACACAGAUCAACGACCGCAGUGCCCCGCAGAUCGAGAGUUCUAAAGGAACCAACAAAGAAGGAGGAGGUUCUACAAACACACGAAGCGCAAGUAUGCCCCCGGCCCUGGGAGAUCUGUUUGCUGGUGGCUUUCCUGUGUUGCGACCAGCAGGCCAGCGGGAUGUAGCAGGUGGCAAAACAGGGCAGGGCCCUGGCUCCCGCGCGCCCUCUCCCAGGCUUCCCAAUAAAACCAUCAGCGGCCCACUUAUCCCACCUGCGUCUCCCAGGCUAGGCAAUACCUCCGAGGCGCACGGCGCUGCCAGAACAGCCCCGCCUCGCCCCAACGUGCCUGCCCCGCCCCCUCCCACUCCACCGCCUCCGCCCCCUCCCUUACCCCCACCACUUCCCUCUUCCUCCCCCAACAAAACUCCGCUGGUGUCCCCAUCUGGCCCACUGACCAAAGGGAACCCCCCGGUGGUUGCACCCCCUGCUCCCUGUGCACCACCGCCUCCACCUCCGCCACCUCCCCCAACGCCACCCCCACUACCCCCUUGUCUCAGUGACAAGGCAGUGAAGCCUCAGCUAGCCCCCUUGCCCCUCCCGCCCAUCCCGCCCCCGCUCCCUCUCCUCCCACCUUGUGGGUAUCCCGGGCUCAAUGGGGAGCCCGCCAGCCCUGCGCAAGAUGUGCAGGAGCCUCCAGCCCCACCGCCCCCGCUUCCUCCUUAUGCCUCGUGCUCCCCGAGGGCUUCUUUGCCCGCGCCCCCUUUGCCAGGAGCUAAUAACAGCAGUGAAACCCCACCCCCACUACCUCCCAAGUCCCCCAACUUCCAGGCCCCACCGCAGAAGACGGGUGCGCAAGCCUUGCCCGCGCCACCUGCCCCUCCGGGCUCCCAGCCGUUCCUGCAGAAGAAGAGGCACGGCCGGCCAGGGGCCGGUGGGGGAAAGCUAAAUCCACCUCCAGCACCCCCUGCGAGAUCACCCACCACAGAGCUUUCAAGCAAGAGCCAGCAGGCCACAGCCUGGACUCCGACGCAGCAGCCUGGGGGUCAACUGAGAAAUGGAAGCCUGCACAUCAUCGAUGACUUUGAGUCCAAAUUCACGUUCCAUUCUGUGGAAGACUUUCCCCCUCCGGAUGAAUAUAAACCAUGCCAGAAGAUUUACCCCAGCAAGAUCCCCAGAAGCCGUACACCUGGUCCCUGGCUCCAAGCUGAAGCAGUUGGGCAGAGCUCUGAUGACAUCAGAGGCAGAAAUUCUCAGUUAUUUCUAAAGACUCUCCGGUGAGAAGACAGAUGAAACCAAGGUCCUGGGGUUCCAGGUUGCAGAACAACAUGUCAGACCCUGACCACCCCAUGCUCAAGCUGUAAUUCAGUUGGUAUACAGGCUUGGAAUUGAGAAUUUAUUUAUUGUAAAUAUGAGGUUUGCACGGGCUUUAAAGCAGUGUUUUAAUUGACUUUUAUUUCAGUAAUAUUUUUUAAAACACCCCUCAUUUUUCCAUUUUUUUACACUGCAUCUAGGCAUUCGUCUGUCAGCACAGAUAGAGCCCUGUCCCUCCACGUAGUGCCCACUCCAUGACUGCGAAUAUGCUUGCGGGCUGGCCCUUCCUAGAUUCUGAACCCUCUGUAGAGAGUCCUCAGUUUGCAGGUAGCCCCAAAGUUUUAAAUAUCCACAACGGCUUCUUAUUGGCAUAAUUUUAUAUUCUCAUCACACCAACUGCAAAAUCAAACCAAAUAAUGCCUUAUCAAUGAUGCAACUCAGAGGAAGAAGUGUGUCCCCCACACCCAGACCGUGCCGCACAGCCUCCAGGGAACGAGAUGCCACGUCUCGCUUCCGUUUUGCAGUACGGGGAUUUGUUUUUCCUUGUGCUGCCUAAUGUAAAUAUAUCACAAAGUAAAGGCAGGAGUGGGCUUGGCCCCUCCAAUGCUGACCACAGGGCCCCUUUUGUAACCGAAUAAUCCUCCAAGUAGCCAAUGCUCCUACUGUUUACAGUGGCCUUAGGGCCUGAGUCUCUGUCACCUUCCUCCUUUUCUCUCCAAGUUCCCGGUCCCAUCCCAGUAGCCAGCUUUAUGAGAUUUUGGUAUUUCUUCCCUACAGAUUAAAAACAUACACAACUCAUCAUUACCAAUUCUGUCUCAGAGGUCUAUCCUUCUGCCCUUGCUUCACAUGUGGAUUUCCAUAGAAAAUAUAACAUGAAAAAGUAUAGAACAAAUCUUGUGAAACACCUGCUGCAAAUACCUGAUGCCUCACUGCCCCCCACCCCGCCACCCAUCUUAGGAUCCUUAGAGUCACCCACCCAUCAGGCAAAACCUAGCUCCCUUCUGAUUUAAAGGAGAACCUUGCCUGACAACUCCACAUUCAUUCCCUGCGGUGGGCACCUGUCUGUGAGUGGGGAAGUGUGCAAGCUCAGCCAAUCUGAAUAUGAAAAAGGUCAGGCCAGGAUGGGACUGCUCUUCACUCCCUCUUCUUGAUCCUGCGGGGAGCGGAAAUGUGUUUUCGCUUGCUGCCUGACCCCUGAUGCUCCCCAUCCUUGGUCGGGGAAGUCUGUGACAGAGGAAGGAGAGAAAAUAGAAGGAAACAGACUGAUCCCUGGGCUGUGCUCAAAAUAGCUGCCCUUUAAAAGAAAUCAGGCAGGGAGGGGAGGGAAACCAGCAAAAAAGAAAUCUGCUUUGCAACAACCCACGCACACGUUCUGUCCUGAAGGAUACUGUGUCCAAACCAAGCCAUCCAGAAAGGUAGCCAGGCCGGAGGGUGUGGGCAAACAUGACUGCAUCUGCCUCGCUGUUGUCUGGAGUAAAGACCCAGGUGGUGUCCUGCCGCAGUGCUGUGCUCUCUCAUUCCAGAUGGGAGCCAGUGAGCCAGGGUCUAAUUCCCUUCUCUGGGGAAUGAAUCAAGCCAAAACUGUAACAGCUAAAUCAAUAGAAAAGAAGUUUUUGCAGGUCAUUAGCUCUGGGCGUAACUGAUUUGUUUUAUUGGUUCUGGAAGAUUCCCAAAAAGCCAGAAUUUCUUUAUUAUUAUAGCAGUGUCCACUCCACCACUCUCACAGUUGUGUAAGAUAAUUAGAAAAUUUGUAAUGAUCCUGAUUAAGAAGACCCCAGACAAAGGCAAUUCCACCUUCAGAGUAGACUGCCUGCCCUGAUGAGGUGUUUACACGUUCCUGUCGCCUACGGCUGGGAUGGAAAUUCAAAUAACACUAUUUAAGGACAGAGGAGGCCCGGAGCAGUGGCUCAUGACUGUAAUCUCAGCACUUUGGGAGGUCAAGUGGGUGGGUGGAUCACUUGAGGUCAGGAGCUCAAGACCAGCCUGGCCAACAUGGUGAAACUCUCUACUCAAAUACAAAAAAUUAGCCAGGCAUGGUGGCGCACACCUGUAAUCCAACAACUCGGAGGCUGAGGCACAAGAAUGGCUUGAACCUGGGAGGCAGAGGUUGCAGUGAGCUGAGAUCACGCCACUGCACUGGAACCUGGGCAAUGGAGCAAGAUCCUGUCUCAAAAAACAAAUAAAUAAAAAUACAGGACAGAGGGGAGGAACAAGCAGAAACCAAAAAUGGCAACUAGCGAGAAAUCUCAGGAAUGUGGCAUCCCAUCUCUUCUUGAGACCUAUCACUGAAUUCACAACACUUCAAGUUCAUGCUGGUGCAGUUCCUUUGGUGGUGUAAAGGUUUAACCCCUUGACUGUAAACUCGUACUUAGAGACAUGUGAGUCACAGAGUCCCCACCAUUGUCACAUAUUCUCACUGACACUGCAGUCCGUGACUCCCCCAAUGUUUCACACGUAUUUUAUUUUUAUUGAUGUCCUCCUCUGCCGAUUCAUUUCUCUGUACUUAAUAAACUUUGGUAAGUGGAAA